AUGACAAAGCUGAGUCGGUGGUUUUCGCUCGUGAGCUUCGUGCUUGCGAGUCUUUGUGCGGCAGUAAUCGAUGCUGUAACUGAGCAUAUGACUUAUUCAUCUCCUGGAGACGUUCAAUUUAGAUGUUAUGGCUUAUACGCCAAGUCAGCUAUACCGAAUGGUGUUGAUCCUUUUGUUUCAGUAAAUGCACAACCGCUUUCAAAUGCAAAGGAAGGAUCGAGCGUAGCAUUCGCGUUGUUCGAAUGGCAUGAUCAAGGCAAUAUUGGUCAUGAGCAUGAUGGGGUCAUGACUUACAUAUGUGACGAUACGGAAGUUGAGGCGAAGCAUUGCACAGAGUCUCAAAAAGAUGGAUUUAUCGUAACUGAGGGCGACAAGGGCUCGGUCGACACAUUCCAAUUUGACUUUAACUCGAGCGAUAAGAAUGCGACAAAUUUAUCGCACAAAUACGAAAUACAGAAGACUGGAUAUUACUGCAUGUUGGCAUAUUUCACAGACGGAGGUUUCGAGGCUCAUGUGGAAUGGAAGAAUCCAUAUGGAGAACUGCCUGGAAGCGAUUAUCCGAAGCUACCGUUUUAUGGUUUAUUGUCCUUGGUUUAUUUAGCAAUUGGAAUAGUCUGGAUGGUUUUGAGUAUUCUUCAUUGGCGUGAAAUUCUGCAAGUGCAAAAUUACAUCUCUGGUGUUAUUUUAUUUCUUAUGAUUGAAAUGGCUUUUAAUUGGGGAUAUUGGGAGAAUUAUAAUAACACUGGACAUCCAUCUACUGCUCUUGCUAUCGUAGUCUCCGUUUUGAAUGCCGGACGGAAUUCAAUAUCAUUCUUUAUGCUGUUAAUUGUCUGCAUGGGCUAUGGCGUAGUCAAACCAACUCUUGGAAGUACGAUGAAUAAAUGUCGCGCCUUAGCUGGUGCUCACUUUGUGUUUGGUAUAAUAUACUCGGCUGGCGUCCUUGGACUUGACUCGGAUACGGCCGGGCCGCUCGUACUCGUUGUGAUACUUCCGUUGGCUCUAACAAUGACGGCAUUCUAUGUCUGGACUCUUCAAUCGCUGACGCACACUAUUCAAACACUCGAGAUACGUAAACAAACUGUCAAGUCGCUGAUGUAUAGACGACUGUACCGCCUGCUUGUGUUCUCUGUAGCAAUUCUUGGGGUGUUUUUCAUAGUGAAUAUGUUAAAUUACAUCCAUCACAAUGACUUUGAAUGGCCGGCAAGAUAUUGGCAUUACAAAUGGUUUUUACUCGAUGGAUGGCUGAAUAUCCUUUACCUUGUUGUAUUCUUGGUUAUUAUUAUCUUAUGGAGGCCAACAAAGAACAACAAGAGAUAUCCUUUUACCACUUGA
This is a messenger RNA of Paraglomus brasilianum, 1332 nucleotides long. The record is from the annotation of a GenBank genome assembly. Lineage: Eukaryota; Fungi; Glomeromycota; Glomeromycetes; Paraglomerales; Paraglomeraceae.